Molecule: messenger RNA, 1068 nt
Organism: Monascus purpureus
Lineage: Eukaryota; Fungi; Ascomycota; Eurotiomycetes; Eurotiales; Aspergillaceae
Source: the annotation of a GenBank genome assembly
AUGGCUUCACCUAGAACAACCCAUACCGAUGUGCUCGUCGUCGGCGCUGGACCUGCGGGUCUGAUGCUGGCUAACUGGCUGAGUCGCUGCGGCAUCAAGACUCGCAUUGUCGACAAGCGUGGUACCAAGAACGGCACGAUUCGACGCUCGGGGAGGAUCCCGGAUACUAUUCCGGGUACCAGUCGGUUUCAGCAGGUCGUGCUGCAUCAGGGGCGGAUUGAGCGGUUUUUUCUAGAUUCCAUCAAGGAGCACAGCGGCGAUGAUAUUACCGUUGAGCGGAGCGUGUUGCCUACGUCCUUUGAUUUUGACGGUAGCAAAGCGGAUGACUUUAGUGAUUACCCUAUUACUGUUACGCUGCGUACACUGUCUGAAGAAGAGGCCGCGCCUCAACAGCGGAGUCAGCAUCUGAAGGCAGCCGGUGGCGAGAAAGCAGUCGUCAGCGAUGGGUUGUUCCGAAGUAAUCUCGCCGCAGACGACACAGAUGAUCUCUUUCAGACUGCAACUUCCAGCAACCGUACAGGUCAGGUUGAGACCGUCAAGGCCAAGUUCAUGGGGAUGAACGUGAGCAUGCAGGACACUUAUAACCUGGGCUGGAAGCUCGCACACGUUGUAAAAGGAUACAGCAAUGGAUCGAUUCUCAAGACUUACCAGUCCGAGCGGAGACGAACCGCUCAAGAUCUGAUCGCAUUCGAUCAUCGCUUCUCACGACUCUUCUCAGGCCGUCCUGCCAAGGACGUCAUGGAUGAAGAGGGUGUCAGCAUGGAAGAAUUCCAGAGGGCGUUUGAAAAAGGCAAUGAGUUUGCAAGUGGGAUCGCGGUCAACUACGGCGCCAGUGUGAUUAUCGCCAAAGAAGGUGAUCCCAAGGAACAAGGCGACGGCACAGACGUGGCAGGAAACUUGAAGCAACAUCGAAGCACCAGCAAGCUACAUCUAGCAGCAUCCAUCGACAUUGGCAAACGCAUGCCUAGUUUCAAAGUCCUGUAUCCGUCUCUACACGACAGCGGACCAGCCAGUCGACAGCCUGAUAGAGGUGCUGACGGUUCAUGCCGGGCCGCGGGCGAGUCUUGA